CUCCCACCAGUGCUUUCCCUCGACUUGCCGUUCCUCGCCUCUUCCCCACCGGACAGCAACCCAGGCUACCUACCACCAUGACAAAGAGAACGAAGAAGGCUGGUAUUGUUGGAAAAUAUGGUACCCGUUAUGGGGCCAGUCUUAGGAAGCAAAUAAAGAAGAUGGAAGUCAGUCAGCACAGCAAGUACUUCUGUGAAUUCUGUGGGAAGUAUGCUGUUAAGAGAAAGGCUGUAGGAAUCUGGGGUUGCAAGGACUGUGGGAAGGUCAAGGCUGGCGGUGCCUACACUUUGAAUACUGCUAGCGCUGUGACUGUGAGGAGCACUAUUCGGAGGCUGAGGGAACAAACCGAGAGCUGAGCACCGCCAUAUUUGUUUUCUACAAUAUUUAAGAUUUCUGCAUUCCUUAGUUAUGACUUCUUAAGAUCAUUUUUGGGCAAUGAUGUGUCUUUCCCUAUUUCUCACUUUUGUAUCUUGGGAGCUGGUUGUGUUUGGUGGCAGGUUAAUGCUACCUGAUUUAAGUUCAAUCGAUGGUGUUAUUAUCACUCAUAUGUGCUUAUUGAAUUUCUUAUUUCCUAGGUGAAAUUAAUUAAUAAUUGUUUU
This is a messenger RNA of Rubroshorea leprosula, 599 nucleotides long. NCBI's taxonomy places the organism in Eukaryota, Viridiplantae, Streptophyta, Magnoliopsida, Malvales, Dipterocarpaceae. The record is from the annotation of a GenBank genome assembly.